Messenger RNA from Aspergillus steynii IBT 23096, 1702 nucleotides. RefSeq names its product sugar porter family MFS transporter. The transcript is spliced from 3 exons. Gene Ontology annotation, molecular function: carbohydrate:proton symporter activity. Gene Ontology annotation, biological process: transmembrane transport; carbohydrate transport. NCBI's taxonomy places the organism in Eukaryota, Fungi, Ascomycota, Eurotiomycetes, Eurotiales, Aspergillaceae. The record is from RefSeq and is a predicted model, not a curated record. Gene Ontology annotation, cellular component: membrane. Bases 92 to 1702 code for a protein of 536 amino acids.
CUUCUGUCAAAUUCAUCAAUCGUACGAUUCACAACUUUUCUUUCUCUGCACACCUCUUCUCUGCCAUCCCUAUCGCUGUCUAUCCGCGGCAAUGGGUGUUCUCCACGUUGUCGAGGACCGGCCGACUCCCAAGUCUGUUUACAACUGGCGAGUCUACGCCCUCGCCCUCGUCGCAUCAUGCGGUUCCAACAUGAUCGGGUACACCAGUGCCUUCAUUGGUACGACCAUCACGCUGCCCUCAUUUGAGAGGGAAUUCGGUUUCGACACAAUGUCAGACGAUCAUGUCGACUUGAUCAGCGAAAACAUCGUCUCUCUCUUCAUUGCCGGUGCCUUCUUCGGAGCGCUCUUCACCUACCCCAUUGGACACUACUGGGGACGUAAAUGGAGUUUGGUCAUUGCCGCUGCCAUCUUCAUCCUGGGCGCAGGUUUACAGGUGGGCUCGACCGGCUCUCGUGGUCUCGGAAUCAUGUACGGUGGUCGUGUGUUGACCGGACUCGGCACGGGCGUUGCCUCGAACAUCAUCCCGAUUUACCUAUCAGAACUGGCACCUCCGGCCAUCCGUGGACGACUCGUCGGUUUCUACGAACUUGGAUGGCAAGUGGGUGGCAUGGUUGGAUUCUGGAUCAACUAUGGCGUUGAAAAAACACUGGAUUCCACCCAUCAGCAAUGGAUUAUUCCAUUCGCUGUCCAAAUCGUUCCAGCGGGAAUGCUUUUGGUCGGUACUCUGUGGCUGCGGGAAUCUCCUCGCUGGCUAUUCCUCAAGGGCAAACGCCAGAAAGCCAUGGAGAACCUUUGCUGGAUCCGUCAGCUGGAGCAGACCGAUAUCUACAUCGCCGAAGAAGUGGCAGCAAUCGAUCAGGUCCAUGAGACCCAGGUCGCCACCGUCGGAGUGGGCUUCUGGAAGCCUUUCCAGUCCCUCGCCUCGCGUCCCCCGAUGAUGUACCGCCUGUUCUUGGGCUGCAUGCUUUUCUUCUGGCAGAAUGGAUCCGGAAUCAACGCAAUCAACUACUACAGCCCGACUAUCUUCAAGAGCAUUGGUGUUGCCACUGAGACCGUUAACCUGACCACGGGCAUCUUCGGUGUCGUUAAAGCCGUGAUGACCUUUGUCUGGCUCUUGUUCUUAGUCGACCAGCUAGGACGGCGGAUGUUGCUUUUGAUCGGUGCCGUUGCUGGAUCGAUCUGCAUGUUUAUCAUUGGCGCCUACAUCUGUGCCGUGAAGCCCGAGGACAAUCCUACCGACACCCUCAACAGCGGCGGAAUUGCGUGCAUCUUCUUCUUCUACCUCUGGACUGCCGUCUACACUCCGUCAUGGAAUGGUACCCCUUGGUUGAUCAACUCCGAAUUCUUUGACCCCAACCUCCGUUCGUUGUGUCAAGCCGCCACUACUGCCAGCAACUGGCUCUUCAACUUCCUGAUUGCUCGGUUCACCAAGCAGAUGUUUGCCACCAUGCAUUUCGGCGUCUACUUCUUCUUCGGAGCUCUGUCCUUCCUCGCCUUCUUCUUCGCCUUCUUCCUCAUUCCCGAGACCAGUGGUAUCCCGCUGGAGCAGGUUGAUCGUCUCUUCAAGAUCAAGCCCAUCUGGAAUGCGCACAAACAACUGAAGGCUGAGUUGAAGGAGGAUGAGGAGAGAUUCCGCUUUGACCUGAAAGAGGGCUCCUAUGAGAAGGAACGCCAGGAGCACCUCGAGAACAGCAGCGCAUAA